Caenorhabditis bovis is the source of this 603-nucleotide messenger RNA. The record is from the annotation of a GenBank genome assembly. NCBI's taxonomy places the organism in Eukaryota, Metazoa, Nematoda, Chromadorea, Rhabditida, Rhabditidae.
AUGUUGGCUGGCACAAGCCUUUCGAGGCUUGUUUGUGCGUCGAGAAUAGCGGGUGUUCGUUCAUUCCAUGACAGAAGUUCGGUUCCUAGAGUUGUUGAUGAUCGUGAAAAAGCUUCUGCAAAGCAUACAGAUGCAGGCUAUUAUUUCCGUUAUCAUCAGAAUGGUGUAGAUCCACUUCCACGUAUUCCCGAUUGCAAAGUUCCCGUAGCGAGACCUGCUUAUAAAAUUCGAGAUCCAUGGACGACUGAAAAUGCUAGAUUCGGGCAAAACGAUUAUAUCGAUAUUCUCGGAGACGGUUCAAUUCAUCCUGCACAGCUUCAAUAUCAUACACCAACCUGGUUAAGAGGGUUCCCUGGACAGCAUAGGGCGAAUGAGCUCAUCAAAUUGGUGCACUAUCGCAAUUUGUAUGACUCCAAACUGAAGCAAAAUUCCCCUAGAAGGUGGCACGAACUUCGAAAGCGUAUAAAGUAUCUUAUGAUGCAGCAUAAUUACAACAAACAGGAUGAGCUUGGAAGAGAGCGAAAUCUUGGAUUGUGGGAGGAAGAACCUGACUACACAUACAAAGACAAAUCGAGAAGGUCUUUUAAGGACGAGGUUCAUUAA